Miscanthus lutarioriparius is the source of this 828-nucleotide messenger RNA. Lineage: Eukaryota; Viridiplantae; Streptophyta; Magnoliopsida; Poales; Poaceae. The record is from the annotation of a GenBank genome assembly.
AUGGUGGAGGAGCUCCUGGACGGCCGCAGCCACGGGGGCUGCAGGGCCGGCAGGGAGUUUCUCCACCUCCACGGCAUCAGCAGCACGGCCCCGGCGACGCCGUACGAGUCGUGCACCGCGUCGCCGGCCAACUCGUGCUACGUCAGCGGGGAGCUCAACGUCGAGGAGUACUUCCAGGAGCUCAAGGCGUCCAAGGCGUACCUCAAGACCAUAUUCGCGGCCAAGCCGGGGAACCCGGACGAUCUUGGCGCCGCUACGGCGACGGCGAGGGGAGCGGGGGAGGAGCUCGCCCAUGCCCAUGCCCAUGCCCAUGGGCACCCCUGGGCGUGGAGGAAGAACCCGUUCGCCCAGAUUAGAAGCAACAGGUGCAUCGCCUCCCACAGCGGCGUCGGCGUCGGCGGCAGCAGCCGUGCCGCACCCGCAGGAGGGCGGUAUAAGGAACGCGAGCACGGGCACAGGCGGUCCUUCUCCAGCGUCAUCGUCCGGUACUCCUCGUCGAACAAGACGUCCCCCGUCCCUGCGCUGCCGUCGUCGUCGUCGUCGUCCUCGUGCUCCUCGUCGUCGUCGAGCUCGUCAGCCUCCUCGUCGGUCCGGACCUCGAGCGAGUCCGACGGCGCGGGCCCGGCGCUGAGGAGGAGCAGCAGCGCGAGCUCGGAGGUGGAGAACCCCAUCCAGGGGCUCAUCGCCUACUGCAAGAAGUCCCAGCAGCUGGCCUCCGUCAGGAAGAGCGCCAGCGACGCCGGCUUCCGGUUCCUGUCUUCGGCGGUGUCCAAGAUCGCCGCCGACUCCGACGGCCUUGAUGAGCUCGCUGAGAUUUGCAGAGGAUGA